This is a messenger RNA of Phymastichus coffea, 705 nucleotides long. Its product is annotated as protein N-lysine methyltransferase METTL21D-like. The transcript has 3 exons. Gene Ontology annotation, molecular function: protein-lysine N-methyltransferase activity. Bases 16 to 663 code for a protein of 215 amino acids. The record is from RefSeq and is a predicted model, not a curated record. Gene Ontology annotation, cellular component: cytosol; cytoplasm. Gene Ontology annotation, biological process: peptidyl-lysine methylation. NCBI's taxonomy places the organism in Eukaryota, Metazoa, Arthropoda, Insecta, Hymenoptera, Eulophidae.
AGUUUUAUUUGUGCAAUGGAUUCUGAUAAAGAUAUAUUUAUCAGAGAACUUGAAUUAGAAAGUCAAGAUACUAUUUUGACGUUUUCACAAAAAAAUGUGGGUGAUGUUAGUUGUGUUGUAUGGGAUGCUGCAAUAGUGCUUGCAAAGUAUCUUGAUAUCACCAGUCAUAAAACCAAGUGGUUGCGAGGUAAAAAAGUGUUAGAACUUGGAGCAGGUUUGGGAUGUGCAGGACUUACUGCUGCUUGUUUGGGCGCAGAUGUUGUUUUGACUGAUUUGGAAAGUGCCCUAUCCAUGCUUGAAAAAAAUGUAAAGGCUAAUGAGAAUCAAUGGAAAAAGUUUAAAGGAUCAGCUAAAGCACAUAUACUUGAGUGGGGCAAGGACAUAAGCUUAAAUUUUCAACCAGACAUUAUUCUACUAACAGACUGUGUAUAUUAUGAUGAGUCUAUCCAACCACUUUUGAAUACUUUGCAAAAACUUGUUAAAGAUGGAACUUAUGCAAUUUUAUCUCAAGAAAAACGUGACACACCAAAACAAGUUACUGUAUGGGAAAAAUUUUUAGAAGAAUUAACUGAAAAGUUCAAAAUAGAACUAAUUCCUCCUGCAGAACAACACUCACUGUAUUCAAGUCCUGAUAUACAUCUUAUGAAAAUUCAUUGUAACUAAGAGAGUUCAAAUAAAAAAACUUUGUAAAUAUUAAAGGGAUCA